UACUUUCUUUUUCACUUUGUGCGUGUGUGUUUGAUGACGGAAAUUUGCAAAUAGAUCGCUGAAAAUGGCCAAAAAGCACGCGGGCGCCGACGCCAACGACAGCGACUAUAAUGAAGAACCAAACUUCGAGGAUCCUCCCGGCUUUGUGGACACCAUCAGCGAUGAAGAUCUGCUCGGCGACAUGCUGGCCCAACGCCCCUCGGAGGCGGAUGGCGUAGAAAGCGUUGUGGUGGUGGAUAACAUCCCCAAGGUGGAGCCGGUGCGCCUGGAGAAACUCAAGUCCGUGAUCAACAAGCUUUUCUCUCACUGCGGUGACAUUGUCAACGUAGUCUAUCCCGUUGACGAGGAGGGCAAGACCAAGGGCUACGCCUUCAUGGAGUACAAGCACGCCAGCCAGGCCGAGGAUGCUGUCAAGAAGCUGAACAACCACCGUCUGGACAAGAACCACACGUUUGCUGUCAACCUGUUUACUGAUUUUCAAAAGUACGAGAACAUCCCUGAAAAGUGGGAGCCUCCAACCAUUCAGACCUUCAAAGUACAAAGCGACUUGUACAACUUCAUCAACGAUCCCGAUGCAUACGAUCAAUACUGCGUUGCCGCUGAGACCGCCCCGAACUGCGUGCAGGUGGGCUUCUGGCAAAACACCCUGCCUGAGCCGAGUGAGCUGGAGACCCGCGAACGCUUCACCGACACCUUCGUCAAGUGGUCGCCUUUGGGAACUUAUGUGGUCACGUUCCACAAGCCAGGUGUAGCCAUCUGGGGCGGCAGCAACUUCCAGAAGAUCCAGAAGUUCCCCCAUCCCGGCACCCAGUUCGUGGAAUUCUCGCCCUGCGAAAAUUAUCUGGUCACCUACGGACCCACGCCUACGGGACAGAAGAUCAUAAUCUGGGACAUCCGCACUGGAGCCGAGAAGCGUUCGUUCGUCGCCGACGGUAUGUCGGUGCUGUCCAUGUUCCGCUGGUCGCACGAUGACAAGUUUGUUGCCCGAAUGGGUGAGAACUCGAUUCACAUCUACGAGACGCCCUCGUUCUACCUGCUCGACUUGAAAUCUAUCAAGAUUCCCGGCAUCCGCGGAUUCUCGUGGUCCCCUACGGACAACGUUAUCGCUUACUGGGUGGAAGAGCAGAACCAGAUUCCCGCCCGUGUCACCCUGAUGGAGAUCCCCAAGAAGCGCGAGAUCCGUAACAAGAACCUGUUCCACGUGGCCGACUGCAAGCUGCACUGGCAAAAGUCUGGUGACUAUCUCUGCGUCAAGGUGGACCGCUACUCCAAGCUGAAGAAGGACAAGAAGGAGUUGGACGUGAAGUUCCUGGGCAUGUUCUACAACUUUGAAAUCUUCCACAUGCGCGAGAAGGAGAUCCCUGUCGACUCGGUGGAGAUCCGCGAGCUGAUCCUUGCCUUCGCCUGGGAGCCAAUCGGCAACAAGUUCUCCAUUAUCCACGGCGAACCCAACUCCUCCAACGUCAGCUUCUAUGAGGUGAACAAGGGCGUCAAGCCCAGCCUGGUGAAGCGUCUCGAGAAGAAGUCCUGCACGCAUUUGUUCUGGUCGCCGCGCGGCCAGUUUAUCGUGAUGGCCAACCUCACGAUGGGCACCUUCGAGUUUGUGGACUCGACCAAUGAUUACAUCAUCAGCGCCUCGCCUGAUCACUUCCGCGCCUCCGAAGUCGAGUGGGACCCCACUGGACGUUAUGUGGUGACUGGUGUCUCUUCAUGGAAGGUGAAGGAGGAUACCGGUUUCAACAUGUACACGUUCCAGGGCCGCAUCAUCAAGCGCACAAUCCUCAAGAACUUCGUACAGUUCCUGUGGCGCCCACGUCCCCCUACCCUGCUGGCUGAGGAGAAGCAAAAGGAGAUCAAGAAGAACCUUAAGAAGUACUACGCUGUCUUCGAGCAGAAGGAUCGCCUUCGCCUUACCCGCGCCUCCAAGGAGCUGCUCGAGAAGCGCGCCCAACUGCGCGAGACCUUUAUGGAAUAUCGCAACAAGCGCAUUGCCGAAUGGAAGGACCAGAAGAGUCGGCGCGUCAUGCUGCGAGGGCAUGUGGAUACAGAUAACUUGGAAACCGAGGAGGUGGAUGAAGAGAUUGUUGAAUUUUUAGUCAAGGAAGAAAUAACCCUGCUGGAGUAGACGACCCCCGAUCUGUCAUCAUACGUUUCGUGUCCGGGACGCGUCUACUAGUUCGACCUGGUUGAUGCCAGGGCCUCCAUCCGUUAUCCAAGACAGUAGCGCGUCUGCUUUUGUACCACUCUUUGCGGAUACAUUGCCUAUACAUACAAUAUACGAACUAUAAGUCAUAAAGUAACAGCCCCGGGGAAAACAAAGAAAUUUUGAUAACCAACUUUAAACCGCGAACAACCUAACAUCAUUAAUUAGCAUUAUCCUUCCAGUAUGCUUAAAAGUAGAUUUGCAAUGUAUUUGUAUGUAAACAGCAAAAAGAAAACGAAAACAAAAUAGUA
Messenger RNA from Drosophila ananassae, 2454 nucleotides. It is a transcript of the gene eIF3b, whose product is annotated as eukaryotic translation initiation factor 3 subunit B. Gene Ontology annotation, molecular function: RNA binding; translation initiation factor activity; translation initiation factor binding. Lineage: Eukaryota; Metazoa; Arthropoda; Insecta; Diptera; Drosophilidae. The transcript is spliced from 4 exons. Gene Ontology annotation, cellular component: eukaryotic translation initiation factor 3 complex. Gene Ontology annotation, biological process: translational initiation. Bases 65 to 2125 code for a protein of 686 amino acids. The record is from RefSeq and is a predicted model, not a curated record.